Molecule: messenger RNA, 672 nt
Organism: Peronospora belbahrii
Lineage: Eukaryota; Oomycota; Peronosporomycetes; Peronosporales; Peronosporaceae
Source: the annotation of a GenBank genome assembly
AUGGCGAGUCUAUCCGCAAGUGAGACGGAAUUCCUAGCGGAGCAAGAGCUUAUCGUCAUUAUGCCACACUUCCAUCUGCGUGAAAAUAGUGGUAUGCUGAACUUCAUUAGCGGAGAUUUUGGACCCUUUCAACCAGGUAUUACUACACACGUACCGCUAUGGCUCGCCAUUAUGCUCAAAAAGCUCAACAAGUGUCGAAUAUUGGCGCCGUCGUGGCUUUCAGUUGAUUAUCUGACGUCGCGACUGGAACGUGAAAAGUCGAGUGAAGUGUUUGAGGAACUGCCUUUCCACUACUUGGAGAUUGCGUCAUUGCUGCUAAAAAAUGCAUCAGAAGAUUUGGACCAGAGUGAACACAUCCGUUCAUUGCUGGAAGACUUGCAGAAUGUACGACAGGAUAAAAUUCGCAACGGUCUGGCUAAGAUUGCGGGUGAUGUUCAGGGCGGUGAAACUGCAUUUGUCAUUCAGAUGAACAAUAUUUCCGCUCUAGAAAUCAACUCGAUCCGCGAGUUUAUGCUUGGGUCCUUAAAUCAGUUUUACCGUCUUUCACGACUCACUUCAGGAGCUGGCGAGGGAGAUUUCCAGUCUCAGUCCGAGUCACAGAGCCAGGGUUACUCAGAGCCUUCGUCGGCGGAAGCCCCUUCAGCACGUCGGCUUCGACGGCAUCGAGGUUAG